GGCUGGCAUUCCACCAAGUGGUAAGAGGGUGAUGAGAGGUCUGGCUGCUCUUGCGAGUCUUUAGUGGGUUUGUUACUAGGUAACAGGACCAUCUUUCUGCUGUGUAUUUUUCAUCCACUGAAGGCACAUUCAAAUAUGUAUCAAAGGAGUAUCCCUGGAAUACAGUCAAAAGAACAUUCUCCCAGACAGAGCUGUCUGGAGCUAGUGAUGGCCGCAGCAUUAGAAAAGGCUCACUCGCCAGCUCCUCUGAAUCUAAAGAAGGAGGUGUUUCCGGUUGUGAGAGAGGAUCCCACCUCACCUGGCCUACGAGGAAUCAAGCUGCAAGGGAACAGCAAAGGCCUCAGACUGGAGUUGCUGUGCAAACAGUUCAGGCAGCUGCGCUAUGAAGAGACUACAGGACCUCGGGGUGCAUGGAAUCAGCUCCAAGAGCUCUGCCGACUUUGGCUGCAGCCUGAGACCCACACCAAGGAGCAGAUCUUAGAGCUGCUGGUGCUGGAGCAGUUCCUGACCAUCCUCCCUGGAGAGCUACAGGCACGGGUGCGGGAGCAUCACCCAGCAAGUGGGGAGGAAGUGGUUGUUAUGCUGGAAGAUUUGCAGUCAAAACUGGGAGAAACAGAACAACAGGACCCAGACCAAAAAAAGAAGCAGAAACUGCAUGUAGAGGACUCAGUCCCCGAAAAAGCAGCACAGCCCCCACAGGCCCUGCAAAAGUAUGAAAUUGCAAGGCCUGAGAAAGAAGAGGAAGGUGAGGAGGCAAGGAUUGAUAAUGGAAAGCUGGUUGCAGAGACAGCUUCUGAUAGAGGGGUGGAGUCAUCUGGGAAGGUAUCCAAACCCAUAAAGGCUCAUUGUGAGGACUCUAACUUGGAAAGGCAGCAGACCAAGCCCAAGGAGAAGAAUUACUAUAAGUGCUCAGAAUGUGGGGAGGAAUUCGUUCAGCACUCAGAUCUGGUAAAGCAUGAAGAUGUACACACAGGGCAAAAGCUCUGUGAAUCCCAAAUUGGUCAGAAUUCUUGUCAUACUGGACAUAAAAAAAUCUGCUCUGGAGAAAAAGGUCAUAAGUGUCAAGAGUGUGGAAAAGCCUUUCAGAGAAGUUCACACCUUGUCAGACAUCAGAAAAUUCAUCUUGGUGAGAAGCCUUAUCAGUGCAAGGAAUGUGGAAAAGUCUUUAGCCAGAAUGCUGGCCUCUUAGAACAUCUCAGAAUUCAUACUGGAGAGAAACCUUAUCUGUGUAUUCACUGUGGAAAGAACUUUCGGCGCAGCUCUCACCUCAAUAGACAUCAGAGAAUUCACAGUCAAGAGGAGCCCUGUGAAUGCAAGGAUUGUGGAAAAACUUUUAGUCAGGCCCUCCUCCUCACCCACCACCAGAGAAUCCACAGUCAUUCCAAAAGCCACCUAUGUAAUGAAUGUGGGAAGUCCUUCAGUUUGACCUCAGACCUUAUUCGACAUCACAGGAUUCACACUGGAGAAAAACCUUUCAAGUGUAGUAUAUGCCAGAAAGCCUUCCGACUGAACUCACACCUAUCUCAGCAUGUAAGAAUACACAAUGAAGAAAAAUCCUAUGAGUGUAAUAUAUGUGGAGAAGCCUUCAGGCAAAGGUCGGGUUUGUUUCAACAUCAAAGAUAUCACCACAAAGAUAAACUGGCUUAAAGUGUCUAUUUCUUAUGGUACAUCAGAGAUAGUGCGUUAGCCAACAAUCAUCAUUUUAAGAAAAGUCACAACUCUUGCAUGAAAGAACUCUUGAGGGCCACACUGCUUGCUGUCUACCUUCAUCCUCUCUUCUUUGUUUUCCUUGAAGUCAGUCUGAACCACAGUCAUUUGGCCCUAGAUGUGACUGUAGAAUGAAAGGUAAGCACCAUUCUUUCCUGCGUAUUGAAAGCCUUUAACAUGGCAAAUACAUGGUAUCUAGCUCCAGGUAGCUUUGGAAAUAGCAUCGAAUCAAAUAUUUGUAGCUUUAGAGGGUUAACCAAAAUGAGAGCUGGUUAUUUUAGUAUGCGCUAUAGCAACAGACUCCUAUACCAUAAAACUCAGGAUAUUUAGAAACAUGCCACACUAAUGCCCAGGAUCCCUUUCUGGUAAUAUCACCUAUCUCCUUUCACUCCCAGUCAGCAUAAGUGUUUUGGAAAGCAAAGAUGAUCUAUUUUUUACACCCCCCAUCUUUGCACAGUACUGCUUUAAUUCGGCUUAGAAUUCAAGAUUUUAUUCAGAUUGUGGAAGAGACUUCUAGUCAUUAGGGUGAACUGUGCUUAGUUUAUACAAGUGGCAAUGGUCUGUUUUGGUAACUCUAAUACUCCAGUGCCAUGUAGUGACUGCUGCACACACCUGUUCAGUAAAUGUCUGGAAGAUUGAAAUUAGACUUUUCCUCUGUAACACUAAUGAUGUGAUUUGUAACUGUUGCUUCUUUGGGAAGUCUUUAAAAAUAAAGUUAUCUUGAAGGAAAUUGUGAUUUUUAUGCUGUAAAUACCAAAAGGUCAUGAUAUUGAUUUUAAAUAUUAAAUAUAAUAUUUAGUUAAAUGUAAAUAAAAUAGUAAAUGUAAUUAAGUCUGCUGAUGGAUAUGUUAUAAGAAUAAUAAAAUUUAAAAAGAUUACCAUUA
Molecule: messenger RNA, 2591 nt
Organism: Erinaceus europaeus (western European hedgehog)
Lineage: Eukaryota; Metazoa; Chordata; Mammalia; Eulipotyphla; Erinaceidae
Gene: ZSCAN26
Product: zinc finger and SCAN domain containing 26
Exons: 5
Coding region: 136-1647 (503 amino acids)
Biological process (GO): regulation of cytokine production; regulation of immune system process; negative regulation of transcription by RNA polymerase II
Source: RefSeq, a predicted model, not a curated record